AUGCCUUCCAUAGUAUCCGUCGCCAUUCAAUCCGCCAUUCUCAAGGCCGCGGCAAAUCUCACAGCCCAGACACUCACCAUAUGGAACGCGCAGUCACACAUACCACUCAAUUGGGCCCGUGUCGUCGAAUUUGCAGUCUUUGGCAUUAUAUCCGCCCCGCUCGCCUCGGUAUGGCAGCGAUUGCUCGAAGAUGGUUUCCCGGGCCAACAGAAGGUCGAUGUGGGACACCCGAGUUCUCGUGCAGCCAAUCGCUCCCUCGAAAGCGCUCCCAAUGCCAAGGGAAAGACCAUGCCAAAGCCUCAACUGAACUGGCCCAAUAUCUUCAUCAAACUGGUUCUGGAUCAAACGAUCGGCCAAUUUCUCAUCAACGUGGUGUUUCUGAUCUGCACGAACAGCGCGCGACUCCAGAGCUGGCCCUUGCUUGUCCAAGAGAUUCACCUGCGCAUCUUUGGUAUCAUUUGGGCAAGUUGGAAAGUCUGGCCCUGGGUGGCUCUAGUCAAUUUCAUUUGGGUGCCGGUGGAAUGGAGGGUGCUUGUGGCGUCGUUGGUUGGGUUUGGCUGGAACAUCUUUCUGAGCAUUUUAUCGAUGAGGGAAAAGACAUGA
Molecule: messenger RNA, 603 nt
Organism: Cladophialophora psammophila CBS 110553
Lineage: Eukaryota; Fungi; Ascomycota; Eurotiomycetes; Chaetothyriales; Herpotrichiellaceae
Exons: 1
Coding region: 1-603 (200 amino acids)
Cellular component (GO): cytoplasm; membrane
Source: RefSeq, a predicted model, not a curated record